Coccinella septempunctata (seven-spotted ladybird) is the source of this 8017-nucleotide messenger RNA. Its product is annotated as serine/threonine-protein kinase atr. The coding region runs from base 171 to 7910 and encodes 2579 amino acids. The record is from RefSeq and is a predicted model, not a curated record. Gene Ontology annotation, molecular function: protein binding; protein serine/threonine kinase activity. Lineage: Eukaryota; Metazoa; Arthropoda; Insecta; Coleoptera; Coccinellidae. Gene Ontology annotation, biological process: protein phosphorylation; DNA damage checkpoint signaling; telomere maintenance. Gene Ontology annotation, cellular component: nucleus. The transcript has 22 exons.
GAAUUUGUAAUUAACCUAAUUUGAAACGUCGAAAAUUCAAAAUAAGGUGAUUGAAAAAAUGUGAAAAAUUGCUUUGUUGGAGGCUUGACGUUGCUCCGAAAAUGAAUGAAGGAAAACCUAUUGCAUGAAGGAAAUCUAGUUAAGUGUGAUAAGUAUUAAAAUUUGAAAGAAUGUCUUCUAUAGAGGAGACAAUCCUUGCUUUUCCAUCUUGGAAAUUGCUAAACGACACGAUGAUAAUGCCCGAUGUCUUCAAGAAAGAAGAGUCUGUAACUAGACUUGUAUCCAUCAUAAAAUCGAGUGUGUUCGAAAAUACAUUCGUACACGAAAAGGAUCCUUCCCUUUCUUACACCGAGUACCAAGAAAUAGCUAACAUGUAUAAGUCUUUCACAACCUGGAUAUUGGGUAGAUUUUUUUAUGCAAUGAGUGGCCGCAAACUUAACAGAAUACACGAGUCUCUAAUAGAUGUCCAGAAAUAUAUUUUGUUGCAGUUGUCAAAGACACAACCAAAUAUUUAUCGGGAUAUCACAAUAGAAUAUGGGAAGGCACUCACUACAUUGAAAAACUUCUAUUUGGGAGAAAGUAACAAUGAAAAAGAAAUCUUACAGGUCUUUAUACCUUCUGAACAUGAUGCACUCAAGAACAAAAUAGAUUUGAGUCCCAUUUAUGUAGAAAUCACAUCGAGAACUACUUGCAUCAAUCUGUUAAAUAACAUAACGCAAAUUAUUCAACCUAUUCUGGUUGAUUGUUUUAUGUUUUAUAAUUUUGGUGAGGAAAUAGAAAGGAUUUUGAACAACUAUCUAUCAAUAUUGAAUAAAGGAACUAUAAGUUUAAAACUGAGCAUUUUAAUAUCAUAUGGUAUGAUUGUUGAACAACUGAAUAUACACAAAAGUUUCUGCAGAAACAUCGAGAUCAUAUUACAGAAGUUUUAUUUGUAUUUUGAAAAUAUAAUCUGUAGUGUUUGUGAUGGAACUAUAAGUCUUGAUGAAGUUCAGUACUCGUCCUUAGAAAAUGUGAUGGUAAGAGUUUAUAACAAUUUUGAGUUCAUCAAGAAUGGAAAUUUUAAAUGUAAAAGAUUAACACUUUCAUUAUAUACCAAAAUGUUCAAGAAAUCAUGGAAAUACAAUAUUUCAGAUGAAUUUUUGGAUAUCAUAGUGCCUCAUAUCCAGAAUUUAGACAUAAAUAUUGGGGAAAACUAUGAAGAUUUCCUCAUAGAACAUUUAAGUACAUUGAACUUCUUCAAAAUAUGUAUAUUGAAAAAUAGAUGGAAGAACGAUAUAUUGAAACACUGUUCUCAACUCAAAUGUGGAAAAGAAAUAAAAGUUUAUGAACACAAUGUGAGCAAGGAGUGGGGCAUAUUCUGUGAAAUAUUCCUGAGAAAAUUGGAAGAAAGCCAUCAACCAUUUAUUGAAUAUUUAGAGUUUUUCAAUAAGCUAUUUACGUUACUCCUUGAAAUUACCAUGGAAGUACAGAAUUUCCUUAUAGAUGAAAAAUCUGUUAUUGAUGCUACAUUGGUUUUUUUCAAAGAGGGUCCUGUUUUCUACAAUUUUGUGAAGAAAUUGAGUGAGUCAAUUGACGAUAAUGUUGGAGAUAAGCUUCAAGAUUUGUAUUGUAUAUUUCUUGUUAAUUUCAUGGUGCUCUCGAGAACGAAAAAUUUAGAUGUUGUUUUCACAAUAAUUGCUUAUCCUUAUUUGAUACCACAUAUAUACAGCAAUGGAAAAGAAAUGCCUAACCAACUCAUAGGAUUCAAUGAUAGCUUUGCUUUCAAAAAGGCUAUCCAGGAAUUAUACGAGAUAAUGGGCAAAACAAAUUAUUCAGAAAUCAAAUCUUCAAAGUAUCUGAGAUAUUUUAUUGAAGUUUUGAGCUGUGGACUGUUGCAGAAUUUGAAUGAGAGCCACAUUAAUCAUAUUCAAUUUGUAUUAUUGAAAAUUUGUAAUUUUAUUCACAAGGAACAAAAUGAGGUGGUUAAAAUGGAAAUGUUACAUUCAAUUCCACACAUCAUAUCAAUAUUUCCAAGAUCAGAAUCUUAUUUGAACGAGUUCUUCACUCCCAAUUUAAAUAAUGGAACAGGGAAAAUACUAAAUACUGCUUUAUCUCUAUCAAAACACCUUUUAUGUAGUUCGUAUUGUGACUACAUAAAAGUUAUUAUUUUGAAUACAACGGGAAAAUUAACUAUUGAAAUAUACUGUGAAAAUUGUGAUACUGAGAUAAGAAACUCGACUGAAAAAGGUGAAAAACUGAGUCAGUUCAAGAAACGUAUUAAAUCCAUGGGUCCCUCCAUGAUUUUCAAUUUUUGUCGUAACAAAUUCGACAUGAGCUCCUUAUCCAGCGAUAUAUUGAGGAGAAGUAUGGCAGUGCUAGAAACUAGAGAAGCAGAGGCUAAGAUUUGUGCCUUAAAGUUAUUACCAACAGUGGCCAGACAUUUACCAAAUUUUAUAUCUGUUGAUAUUGUUAAAAUAUGGCUGGAUAAAUUGGAAGAUUGUGAUUCAAAAGUACAAGGAGUUCUGGCGAAAAAUAUUGGCAUGAUUUUGAAGAAUAGUCAGGAGAAUAUGGCAGUUUCUGAAAGUGUUAAAAAAGAUUAUUUUGAUAAAGUUUUGGAAACAAUCCUAGAGUUAACUAAGAAAUCAAUUAGAUAUUCGAAAUUCGAAUUACAAGAUACCCUGCUUAUAUCCAUAAGAUCGAUAAUUGAGCUUCAGUACGAACACACUAUUUUACCAUUGUUCAAAAUAAUUCUAUAUUUGAUUAUGGUUCCCACAUCUAAAUAUUUUCCUAUAGCAAUCAAUAGACUGUAUUAUUUGGCAGAAACACACAACAAAACACCACAACAAAUAUAUGUUUCCCAUACAAAAGAGAUUUGUGAUACUUUGACCCACUUAUGUGUUGUGAACCAAAUGGCUCUAAAUUAUAGAAUGAGCACUUCCCUGAAAAAGAUAUCGAUGAUCUUUGGAUUUACCGUGAAAGAUUUUGUUACUAAGGAGUGUCAGUAUUUAUUACCGUUCUUGAUUGCAAAAAUCAAAACUCUGCCCAGUGUCAACAAACUUAUCGAGGAAAUGGCUGCAAUUAUGGAUGUUGAACUUCCUGAGCUUUUAGCCAGUAAAUAUGGUUAUAUUUUUAUUCACAUUUUCUUGAAUCAAGAAACUAGUGGCGUUUACAAAGCUGUAAUGUCGUAUGUGGAAAAUACCACUGGUUUAAGUGGGGAGAACCUUAGACGAAAAAACUUCAGAGUCAUCUUGAACAACCUACUCCUGCAUUUCCAUAGGAAGAAUAGAGAAGUAGUUCUGGCCCUCAAACUUCUUGUUAAAGAAGAUACAGAAAAAAAAACAGAAAAUAUUCCUGAGUACCUCCAUUCGCAUUUUCUUGGAGUGCUCCAAUUCUUCCUGAAUACACUCAUUUCCGAUGAGAACGAUCACAAGGAAACUCUUCGAAGCUUAUCAGGGAUAAUCAGUUUCAUGGGAUCCAAACAUAUAACACCAUUGAGAUUCAAAAUAAUUUCAAUCUUGCAAACUUUCAACUAUGAAAAAUAUCCCAUUCUAGUUUCGGAGGUGUGGUUUACUUUCCUCAAAUGCUGCGAGGUAGAAAUGUUGGGCCCCCAAUUAGCAACAAUAUUCAAAUCGCUGCAGCCACUCAUGGAUCAAUGUCCCAAUGAAAUAAACAAGAUAUACAUGUAUUUGAUAUGUGAAAAUGAAACUAAAUUCAGUGAACAUAUAAAGGAUCUGUUUUUCAUGAAGAACACAAAGGUUUCCACACAAAUAUCGUAUAAACUGCAAUCAUACCUCUCGGAGAUUGAAAGGUACACUUUCAAACAAAAAAUUAAGUGGCUGCUGAAAUACCUGACACAUGAAACGAUUGAAAUAAGGGUGGAGGGACUGAAAGAACUGAAUUUAUUGUUAGAAAAAAACAGGGAGGAGUUGGACAACAUGAUUUUAGGCUACAAUGGUCUUGAUGAUUCUAUCGUUGAAUUGAUAGAUAUCCUGACGUCUACUUGUCGAGAGAAGGAUAAACAACUGAAAUUAGCUUGUGCAGAGGUUAUGGGAGAAUUGGGAGCUUUAGAACCUAGUCAUUUACCACGGAGAUAUGUUCGUGAUACUCGAGAAUUUUCUUUUUUCAUUUAUGAAGAUAAUUUUGUAGUAAACGCUUUGAACGAAUUGAUCAAAGCACUUCAGGCCGAAACUAACGCUGUGAACAUGGAUCGUACGGCCUUAGCUAUCCAGGAGAUCUUGAAAACAUACCAUAUAUCGCCAGACGAGAAAAGUAGCAAACAUUCCAUAUGGAAACAAUUCACAGAAUCUCAGCAGGAACUAAUGAAGCCUCUUCUAUCCUCACGUUACAUUUCAGCCUUGAACUCAUUGAGUUUUGAUUUUACUAUACCGAUUUUUGGAUCGAAUUUGGGUUCAACUUUCGAGACAUGGCUUUAUAAUUGGGCUUGCAGUCUUAUUUCGAAACUACCCACUGAAAGAAGGACAUUAUUGGAAGGUUGUCUGCCUAGUAUGAAAGAGGGGGAGAGGAUUUUGAUGCACUUUUUACCCCAUAUUCUUCUGCAUAGUUUGAUCGAAGGUAACUGUGAAGAAGCGGCGUAUGAUGAAUUUCAAGCAGUGUUGAGCUCCUUCAGUACCAAACAUGAAUUGGAUAACUCCAUUGUAAGCGUGGUGGCUGUACCAAUGCCUGGUGCAAGUAUUGUUUCUCAGACCGUCACUCAGAAGGAGUUUUGGAAGAAUCAGUGCACAAAAACUGUAUUUAUCCUCCUAGACUUCUUGGACAGGUGGUUGAGAGAGUGGCAAUGCCUCAAAAGAGUGGCAGGAAGGAAUGAUCCCAACUUCAAGAAAAUUAAGAACUUUCUGAGUCGAUUUUGCAAACUGCAAUUGGCAAAUUGUAACUAUCGAUGUGGAGAAUACCCCAGAGCCUUGAUGUACCUUGAAGACUUCAUCACAGAGAACCCGAUAGAAAUGGCGGAAAAUCUGUCCUUCUUAGCCGAGAUAUAUGCGCAACUGGAUGAGCCAGAUGGCGUUGCAGGUACUAUGGCCCUUCGAAAUACAGAGCCAUCCAUUGAAGAUAGGAUUUUAGCACUCGAAGUCUCUGGUAAAUUGGCAGAUGCUGCCGCAUGUUACGAAAGAAUAAAACCCCCGCUAAAGCUCAGACACAUUCAGGGAUUGAUGCAAUGUUAUUUGGACUUGGAUAACGUGAAUACUGCGUUGAAUUUUGUUUACGGAGCCUUAAAUACCUACGAUUACUAUGGUAACAUGCUGCUGGAAAUGCAAGCCGAACCUCUGUGGAGACUAGGGAGCUUUGAUCAUUUAAACCAACUUUUAAAGAGACCGGAACUGGUGAACAACAAGAGUUGGGGUGUACAAAUUGGGAAAGCUUUGAUUCACUUCGGUAAAGGAGAAAGGAAUGAAUUUCAAUGCACUCUAGAGUCUCUUAAACUGCAACAAGUUGACUCGCUUGGCGCAGCAAGUUUAGUGGAGGGCGCAUAUCAGCAUGGCUAUGGUUAUAUUGCCCGUUUACACUCUUUGAACGAGCUCCAACAAGUUGAGAAAUGCAUGCACAGCCUACUCGUUCAAAGCAAUGACAACAAGUUGAUUGAAAGGGUCAUCAAUGACUUGAAGGGGGAGUGGGAAUUGAGAUUGAAGGUAGUACAAGAAUCGGUAAGGAUAAUGGAACCUAUCCUAUGUAUGAGACGGGUUGCAUUGGAGCAAGGAAAGAAAUUGAUUGAGGAAAAAUUACCUAACGCAAUUCCCUAUAUUGAUGCCCUUCUAGGAGAAUGCUGGCUGUUGAGUGUCAAAACUGCAAGAUCUGCUCGAGUCCAUCAGCAAGCUUUUACCUACACGUUGAAAGCUGAGGAGUAUGCUCCAGCUGAAUUAUUCAUUGAGAAAGCAAGAUUGCACUGGCUUAGAGAAGAGAACGAACAAGCUAUGACUACCUUGAAAAGGGGUUUAGAUAAACUUUUGCAUGGUAUCCAGAAGAAUUAUGAUAAGUUGAGUCUGGACCAAAGAAAAUUAUGUGCAGAAGCAAGGUUAUUGUUUGCAACAUACAAUGAUAGUACCUCUAAUGUUGAAGCAGACAUUACUCUCCAAAAUUACAAAGAUGCUUACGAAGUCUACAAAGGAUGGGAGAAAACUAUGGUUUGUUUAGGUCAGUACUAUGACCGUAGAUUCCAGUCUCUGCCACCGGAAGAGAGGGAUUCAAAGUCUAGUGAUCUCCAAAUUGUGAUGAUCAACUAUUUCGGGGGCUCCCUUCUAUAUGGAAGUACCUUUGUUUAUCAAUCUUUACCCAGACUUCUUUCUAUUUGGUUUGAUUAUGGCACCAGGUUGCUUGAUGUUACAAUAUCGAAAGUAAGGGAAGAAAGAAGAACGAAUCUAUUGAAAAUGACCCAUUUGAUCGAUAACUUCCUACAGAAAUUGCCUGUUUAUAUCUUUUUGACGGCGUUUUCCCAACUGGUAUCUAGAAUAUGUCAUCCCCAGAAAGAGGUUUACAUUGAACUGAAAUCGAUAAUAAUAAAAUUGUUGUUGCAUUACCCUCAACAAACGUUAUGGAUGUUGAUCCCUAUAAUGAAAUCGAGCUAUGCCAUGCGAGUUAAGAGGUGUAGCGAAAUAUUCAAUGAUCCAAAACUAAGGUCACCACCCAUGAUUGAUCUCAUCAAGGAUUUCACUGCUUUGGCGGAAAAAUUGAUAGAACUGUGCAAUAAAGACAUACCGAAUGAUGUUUCGACUACCUCAGUGAACAGUUUGCUGAGAAGUCUACCUAGGAUGCUCAGUAAGGGUAACUUCAGCGAAAUCAUGAUCCCAACGCAUAAGUUCAGGAAGUUGGUUCUACCGAAUCCGGAUAUUAAAAAGUCUGAUCAGCAUAAUCCAUUUCCCAAUCAAUAUGUUCAUAUUGUAGGGAUACAGGACGAAAUGACGAUAUUAACUAGUCUUCAAAGACCAAGAAAGAUAAUCUUGAGAGGGAGCGACGGCAAAGGUUAUAUUCAAAUGCUGAAACCUAAGGACGAUUUGAGGAAAGAUUUCAGACUGAUGGAAUUCAAUGAUAUUGUGAAUCAAUUACUGGCUCGUGAUGCAGAAGCUAGGGAACGCAGACUGAAUAUAAGGUUAUAUUCAGUAGCUCCGCUGAACGAAGAGUGUGGUCUUAUAGAGUGGGUACCGAAUCUCCUAGGCCUUAGGCCGAUACUGAUGGGUCUUUAUAACCAAAAUGGUCUAGGAAUGAGGAAUUCGGAACUCAGGGAAGUUGUCUGUGAUUUAAAGGAUCCCUUAUCGAAGAAAAGGGAUGUGUUUGUUAAAAGGUUGUUGGUUCGACAUCCACCAAUUCUCGGAGAAUGGUUCAGGAGGAAUUUUCCAGAUGCUCAAAGUUGGUUGACUGCCAGGACAGCCUUUAUAAGGACUACUGCAGUGAUGUCAAUGGUUGGUUAUAUUCUUGGUUUGGGUGAUCGUCAUGGGGAGAAUAUUUCUAUAGAUUCGACAUCUGGCGACACUGUUCAUGUGGAUUUCAACUGUUUGUUCAAUAAAGGUGAAUCGUUGGAGUAUCCGGAGAGAGUACCUUUCAGGCUCACUCACAACAUGGUGUCGGCUAUGGGCCCCCUUGGCGUCGAGGGAAUGUUCAGAAAAUCCUGCGUUUGCACUCUUGGUGUACUGAGAACGAAUACCGCGACUCUUAUGUCUAUUGUAACUCCAUUUGUUUAUGAUCCUUUGGUGUCUUGGACUAGGAUAUCGGUUCAAGCAACAGGGGCAGAACGAACGAACGAUCAGGCAUUCGAGAAUAUUAAAAACAUAGAACUCAGGCUGCAAGGUGUAAUUAAGUAUGGAGGAAGAACGCAAUCUCUUUCCCCGCUGUCUGUGGAGGGUCAGACUAAUUACCUAAUCAAAGAAGCAAUGAGUAUUGAUAAUUUAUGCCAAAUGUAUUACGGCUGGGGACCGUUCUUGUGAAAAUCUUUUUUUCUAAUUUAUACUUGUUUUCGAUCAUGCAACGUGUUGUUAGAGUUAUAUAUUUUGUAAUGUAAUUUAUAAUUUUUUAAAUAAAUCAUGUUGAAUUA